Austrofundulus limnaeus is the source of this 2009-nucleotide messenger RNA. It is a transcript of the gene dnajb11, whose product is annotated as DnaJ heat shock protein family (Hsp40) member B11. Gene Ontology annotation, biological process: protein folding; protein maturation. NCBI's taxonomy places the organism in Eukaryota, Metazoa, Chordata, Actinopteri, Cyprinodontiformes, Rivulidae. Gene Ontology annotation, cellular component: endoplasmic reticulum. The record is from RefSeq and is a predicted model, not a curated record. Gene Ontology annotation, molecular function: misfolded protein binding.
UUAACGGUGGGCGGAGUUUUUCCGGAGGGCGGGCUCUCUCUGACAGCAGGAAAAGGUUGGAGACUGUCAGCGGUGGUUGUCUUCAAAUAAUCCGACUGGUGUUUGUAUAAUCUGCCUUUUGUCGAACCCGUGGACCUAUGGCUAAAAAAGGGAUGACCCUGUGUAAUGUGUGCUGCCUGCUUCUUUAUGUCACCACAGCAGUGCUCGCCGGACGUGAUUUCUACAAAAUCCUGGGGGUGAGCAAGUCAGCAUCAAUAAGAGAUAUUAAGAAAGCGUACAGAAAGCUAGCUCUACAGCUACAUCCUGACAGAAACCAAGACGACCCUAAAGCUCAAGACAAGUUCGCGGAUCUGGGAGCAGCUUAUGAGGUUCUCUCAGAUGAGGAGAAGAGGAAACAGUACGAUAUGUACGGAGAAGAUGGAUUAAAAGAAGGUCACCAUAGCUCUCACAAUGAUAUUUUUUCCAGCUUCUUUGGUGAUUUUGGUUUCAUGUUUGGAGGCAACCGGCAGCAGCAGGACAGGAACAUUCCACGAGGAAAUGAUAUCAUACUUGACCUGGAGGUCACACUAGAAGAGGUUUAUUCUGGAAACUUUGUGGAGGUGAACUUUGGAGGUGGAGAUUGAACAAGGAGUAAGAGAUGAGAUGGAGUAUCCCUUCAUCGGAGAAGGUGAACCUCACAUUGAUGGUGAACCUGGAGAUCUGCGAUUCCGCAUCAAAGUGUUAAAACAUCCUGUGUUUGAGCGCAGAGGAGACGACCUGUACACCAACGUCACCAUCUCCCUGGUAGAGGCACUGGUCGGCUUUGAGAUGGACAUUGUUCAUUUAGACGGACACAAGGUCCAUAUAGUCAGAGACAAGAUCACUAAACCUGGAGCACGAAUGUGGAAGAAAGGCGAGGGUUUGCCAAACUUUGACAACAUCAACAUAAGAGGUUCUCUUAUUAUCACCUUCGACGUGGAGUUUCCUCAGACACAACUUGAUGAUCAGCAGAAAGACGGAAUCCGGAGUCUCCUGAAGCAGGAAUCUGUUCAGAAAGUUUACAAUGGACUACAAGGAUACUAAAACAAGUGACACAGCCUGGACUGAUUUCUUUGCUACACAGUAACACAAACACACAUGUUGAGGUCAGAAAGAGUGUUCUCCAAGGUUCUAUCUAGUCGGGGUGUAUUUAUUAUUUUCAAAUUAUUCUCAGGACGAUUCAAUCUAGUUGGUCUUUAUUUUUUAUGCAUCUUGUGAGGAGCAGCAGCAAACGCUGUUUUAUGUGAACUCCCCACAUGGUGUACUGUCACACGAACAACUUUUUGAACAUUCUAAUAAUCAGUGUAGGAACAUCUGUGGCUGUCCUGCUGGUGUGAUGAUKGCUGUGAUGGAGAAAACAGUUUGCUACAGCAGCACCAGCGGUGAAGGAAGAGCUGUUGAGGAGUCGUCACAGCUGCAGCUGCUCUAUUUCAACCUGUUUUUUUGUUUGUUUUUGUGUUUUAUUAUGGUGAUUGGUUUUACAAAUUUAAUAGUGCCACUUAAGUCACUUCUUUCUCUGGUUUGAUUUACAGUUUAUCUACAUUUUGUAAAUAGCGAAUAAGGCGCCUUUGAUUGAGUUUUAGUUUUUUUUAAUUUAUGUUUGUUUGUUUGCAUUUAACCUCUGAAGGGAGAUGUGUUGCACUGCACUGCCUUCAAGUUCUCUGGGUUGACCUCUUUUAAAUUUAACAGUGGUCACAUUUUUAAAAAUAUAAAUUUAAAAGACUGGCUUUCUCAUCCUCUGACACCAAUUUGAAACUCAGACCUGAGAUUYAAAAAGGCAUGUAACUGGUUUUAUAUUUUGUUUAACAGAAGUGGACCUCUCCUUCUAAACUAGAUGAAUGACCAUCUUUACAUGUCUGAGAGACUCAACUUUUUUAAUGUCAAAUUAAAAAUGUACACAAAUUUGAUAAAAUGUCAUAUCAGAAAUUCACCACUAGAUGGCGAUGUAGUCAAGUGAAUGGCAAAUAAAAACAGUGCUUGUGGAAACUUCA